UGUGUUAUAUCAUGAGUGCCAUGAGCGUGGAGCAACAUCCGAGAUGGAAGCGAUCGUCGCGAAGGUCGCGAACAAGUUGUGUUUGUAGCUGAUGUGCUUUUCUUGCGCACGCGAAUACGCGAACGAAACGAAAUUGAGAGUUGUGCGAAUCGAGACCGAAAUCGGAUUACUUGCACAAAUGGACUGUGGUGAAGAACUAAAGAAAUCAUGUCUAGGCUAGAUGAGCAAUUACCGACACGAACACUACUCUUCCUUCAAUGGUCGAAUCGUGGACAUUCAGUUCUUCGACUUCUUCGCAGCAUCGCAGCACAACUGUCUCGGCUUCUUAGCUACGAUGAUCCGCAUUACUUUAACAACGUUGCUCUGCUUGCAGGCUACCAAACAUCUAGCUGCUCAACAAAGUGGUGAUACUGCUCAUCAAGGACCAGCGCAUUUAUUGGAUGACCCAAUCAGUGCUGAAACAGGAUUUGCUAGCGCUGUUCAAGCAGGAUCGAAAUAUUUCCAAGAUUUAUACAUGGCUCAGGAAUCACCUGAAGAAUUAGAGUUUGGUCAUGUGCGGGAAACACCACAUGACUGGGAACAACGCUACGAAAAGAUGAACCUGAGGAAUUUAAAGCGACAGGGAAAGGUAAGAUGGGGUGACAAACACGGAGGGUACGGCGAACACUACUGGGACUACAACCAUGAUGGUCAUCAUGAUGGUGACGGUGAAGAAUCCCAACAUGAACCGCAAUAUGCCGAACCAGAGAUUCCACUUGCCCCAAUCACUUCCUCUUCCUCUCAGAACAGCAGAUACAAACGUGGACAUCUGGUUGAUUCAGAUGUAGAAUUCAUCGGUGGUGAAGAAGGACGUAAAAAGGCCGCGCUCAGCGGGCCACAUGGUGGAAACUAUCGUAGACAUCCACGCGUUGAACGAAUUCGCCGACAGUUCGGUGACGAAGACUACUAAACUCUGUU
Messenger RNA from Dalotia coriaria, 957 nucleotides. RefSeq lists its product as uncharacterized. The transcript has 5 exons. Bases 221 to 949 code for a protein of 242 amino acids. NCBI's taxonomy places the organism in Eukaryota, Metazoa, Arthropoda, Insecta, Coleoptera, Staphylinidae. The record is from RefSeq and is a predicted model, not a curated record.